UUAAGCCCGUUGGCCUUUUACGGGGAACUUCAGAUUCAGAAUACUAAAAACACACUCGAUUACCUUAGGAACAUCCAGAGCAUACGUAUAUCAAGACUGACGCUCAUUAAUCGUUGUAAGAAUUAAAAGAAGAGAAGUGGGUAUCAGUUUUUGCAUACGGUUUUGUAAUAACUGGUAAGAGAAGCUGUUGGCCUUCUUCGCCCCAGAGUGAUAAACGGGCUAGCGUAUUGGGUAGUGUUAAACCUCAAAGACUCCAAUAUGGGUUUCUGUUUCAGAGGAGGUUUUACUCAGUUACAGCUAUGGCAGCUUCCAUGUUCUAAAACUAUAAUUCCUACUUCUAAAGGCGCAAAAAAAUAUCCCAACUUUUGGUUAUGUAGAGAAAUGCAAACCUCCACACCCACAACUCAAAUUGAUAAAAUUGAAAGUGUUGGUGCAUUUCAAAAACUACCUCUGGUGAUGCCUUCGGUUGAUAUUUUGUUUUCGGCUUUAAGGAAGGCCAAAAGAGUCUCACCCACUAAAGGCAUUGCUAAUAUUGCAAAGAGAGAGAGAAACAGAGCUGCAAAGCAACUUGAUGCACUGAUGAAAGAAUUAGCGGUUCCAUUGAGAAAUUAUCUGCAAAAUUUUCCCAAUAAAAAUUUUUUGCAUCCUUACGAAAGAUCUCUUAUUGAGUUGACACUUGGGGAUGGCAUAUAUGAAGAGGUUUUAAAUAAAGUGGAUGCUCUGAGGAAGAAGGUGGUAUCUGUUGGGAAGGAACAUGCUUCUCUAUGUGCUAAGUCUUUAUCUAAGCGAGAAGCAGGUGAACGGUUGAGUGAGGGUAUGGAAAGACUCGAGGAAAUAUUUAACCGUGAAGGAAAAGCUGUUGAUGAUUUGUUGAAUAUUGCUAAGACUUUGCGGGCCAUGCCAGUCGUUGAUCUGGAAAUGCCAACUCUCUGUCUUGUUGGAGCUCCUAAUGUGGGAAAAUCAUCUUUGGUUCGUGUACUCUCUACAGGAAAACCUGAGGUUUGCAAUUACCCAUUUACGACUAGAGGAAUUCUAAUGGGCCACAUUACUCUAAGCUAUCAGCAUUUUCAGGUGACAGACACACCUGGCCUAUUGAGGAGAAGUGAUGAUGACAGGAAUAAUUUGGAAAAGUUAACACUUGCUGUCCUCUCACAUUUGCCAACAGCGAUACUAUUUGUCCAUGAUCUGUCUGGAGAAUGUGGAACCUCACCUUCUGAUCAGUUUAAGAUAUACAAGGAGAUUAAGGAGAGGUUCAGGGAUCAUCUGUGGAUUGAUGUUGUCUCAAAAUGUGAUCUGCUGCACACAUCUCCUGGGAUUUACAUCACAGAAGAUGAAGAUGGAGAGCAUCUUGAAAUGACAAGUUAUCGGAAAAUGGGACCUGAUGGAGCAAUCUGUGUAUCAGUCAAGAAUGAAGAAGGGCUUGAUGAGCUUAAAGAUAAAGUGCAUGAGCUACUGGUUGCACAGAUGGAUAGAAUUGGAAGUGGGAGCAGUAGUAGUAGUCUUGAAGUUGUUACAUAAAACAUUCCUCUGUAUCUGCAAGAAGAUUCAGGUUGAUGAGAUCAUCACUCACUGCUGGUUCAAACUCAGAUAUGUUGAAGAGAUUGAGCUUUGGUGUUAUGUUUUUGCUACCUCCUUCUCGUGGAGUUCACGAGAUGGGUGAGGAAGAGAGGGUUGAGUCCAAAUCCUAUUCGGUAAAGAAAAAAUUACAUCAGAUUUGGUGACAGGUUUUAUGCUACAUGAUGUGUUUUAAAAUAAUAGAAGAAUUUUUUUUUUCUUGGUAUUGAAAUGGCAGGAGUUGAACUAGUGGAUAUAGAGAGGGAUGGCCAAUGGCAAUACUUUCAGAUUGUUUGAGUUCAUGUGUAUUUUCAUGUUUUACGAAUCACUCAAUACAUUGUUUUUAUUCUAUUCUACAAUUACACUAUCUGAAAUCUGGAUAUGUCUGUCCUACUA
Molecule: messenger RNA, 1950 nt
Organism: Mangifera indica (mango)
Lineage: Eukaryota; Viridiplantae; Streptophyta; Magnoliopsida; Sapindales; Anacardiaceae
Product: nucleolar GTP-binding protein 1
Exons: 13
Coding region: 259-1518 (419 amino acids)
Biological process (GO): ribosomal large subunit biogenesis
Cellular component (GO): nucleolus
Molecular function (GO): RNA binding; GTPase activity; GTP binding
Source: RefSeq, a predicted model, not a curated record